GAACAACGCGCCAAUUAAAACACUCUUCCUCUUCCGCUCAAAAUCCCUAAUUCUUUUGUCAUGGACUCAAUUGAGGCACCGUCGUUUUCGCUAGGGUUUGAUCUUGAUGCUCCAUCAGAUCCCAAUUCGGGAUUGAUCGGAGACGACGAGCUAGAACCGGAAAUUACGGUCGCAGAUUCCGAUCUGGAGCUUGACGCAGGUUCUUCAAGCCCAGUUCUCAAGAGGUUGCGACGGGGAAUCAAUGAUCACACCAAGUGUUCUGCGAAAGAUAAUACCAAUGAGUUGUUAGGUUUCAAUGUUGAUCGCGACGAUGACGACGACAUCGAGGAGUUCUCUUCUCCGGAGGAUGCACCUGCAUCAACAAGAAGUCAUUUUUCUAGUUGCAGCUCGAGAGCCUCACUUCGUGGUUCUGGUGUUUUUACUAACCAGCCUUCUUCUAUCUCUCGGGGAAAAAGAAAGCGGUUGGAUCAUGUUCCACCUUCUACUGGCUCUGGGAUUACUUCUGUUGAACCAUUGUUUCAAAGCUCAACUCGUAGUCCCUUACGAAGGUUUCAGCUACUUGAUUCAGAUUCAGAAGAUGAACACCCAUCCACUCGCAGCAGCGGUUUAAGCCGAGCAACUAAAACAAACGAUUCGUCAUCGAAGAGAAAGGAACCUGGAUCUAUGCCAUGUACUGGUGAUCUGUUGAAAGAUUUUCCCCCUGUGACAAUUUCCAAGACUCAAACACCAGCUCAACGAAGGUUCCAGCUUCUAGAUUCAGAUCCUGAAGAUGAUCACCCAUCUUCCAGCAGAGGUUUAAGCCGAGUAACUAAAACAAAUGAUUCAUCCUCCAAGAGAAACGAACCUGAAUCUAUGCCAUGUACUGGUGAUAUCUGGAAUGAGUUUUCCCCGGCAGUUUCCAAUACUCAAACACCAGCUCUAAAGCGAUUCCAGCUACUUGCUUCAGAUUCUGAAGAUGACCACCCAUCAACUAGCGGAAGAGAUGUAAGCCGAGUAACUCAACCAAAGGAUCAACCAUCUGUUGCGAGUAAACCAAAGAGAAAGGAAUCUGAAGAUUUGUGGAAAUAUUUUUCCCCGGUGGCUGUUUCCAAGAUUCAGACACCAGCUUUGGAUGAUGUUUGUCAGGACUAUUUUAGCUCGAUGAAGACGAGUACUAGUAGCAGCACAGCUCAGAAACAAAGCAGUGAUGUUGCAAGUAGUAGCAAUAGUGGGUUGUUUCAGCAAACUGGGCAGUUCUUGGAUCUCUCCCAGCCUUCUCCUCCAUCUCAUCGUUUCUUCUUGCACAGUGAUCCAAGGAUCCAGAGUUUAGCUCGAAAGCGGUUACCAUACUUCUUUCCUCUGGGAAUUUUCAAUGAUAGAGAGAGCCGGCGAGAGGAGUGCCGUAUUGAUUAUAUGUGGGGCAUUGACAUAUGUCUCCAAUGCCAUUGCAGGAACCAAUUUGGCAGCAAAGAGAGUUCUAAAACCAUAGACUCUAGCAGCAAAAGCUGCAGAAGAGGGCAACCAAAGUCAAAAGGGCAAGAGAGUACCAAAGCAAGAUCCGCAGUUCCAAGGGAUGUUGGCAAAAUACGUGUAUCAGCUAAUAGUGGUUCUGCAGGUCAUUGGUUCACAUCCUCAGAAGGAAGAAAGGUUUAUAUCUCUAAAAGCGGACAAGAGUUCUCAGGUCAAAGUGCAUAUAGAUGUUUCAAAAAGGAGACCGGAGGCGGAUUUAAAAAGUCCAAAAAGAAAAGACAGCCAAAGAAGAAGGCCAAGAAUUGAAUAAUGGAAGCCAUUGUGUUACUUCUAGGUACUUAGGUAGGAUACCACAAACUCGAUCCCUCUUUCAUAAAGGACCUUACACAUAUCUAUAUUGUCUUAGUUUUAACAUUUAUGCAUCCAACAAAAAUUCACUAGUUUCGGUAGGAACAAAACCGAUGGGUUUCUUCUCGAAUAUCUUUAGCUGUUUCCCAAAGGACCUCUCUGGAUCUUGAGAUUAUGUCUGCAACAGUCGUCUUUUGUGUUAUACGAAGCUUCAACAGCUCCACAAUUCAAAAGGGGUUUAAUGGCAUCUACUUGAAGCUUUUUCUCCAACUGUUUUGUAAUCGUUUUGAGUAUGUUUCUAUCCUGUGAAUAUCUUGGAUUUGUUUGUACAUUAAUUAUAUAAACGGAUCGUGUUUUGUUACAUUGCAUCCGUUAUUAACCAAUUAUGACCAUGUCGCA
Thlaspi arvense is the source of this 2196-nucleotide messenger RNA. Lineage: Eukaryota; Viridiplantae; Streptophyta; Magnoliopsida; Brassicales; Brassicaceae. The record is from the annotation of a GenBank genome assembly.